Molecule: messenger RNA, 2864 nt
Organism: Momordica charantia (bitter melon)
Lineage: Eukaryota; Viridiplantae; Streptophyta; Magnoliopsida; Cucurbitales; Cucurbitaceae
Product: monosaccharide-sensing protein 2
Biological process (GO): transmembrane transport
Cellular component (GO): membrane
Molecular function (GO): transmembrane transporter activity
Source: RefSeq, a predicted model, not a curated record
CAAGAAACCCCAAACAAACAACUGCUUCCGUCUCCUCUAAUCACUUCCACUCUGUUUUCUGCAAUUUUUUUUUAUACCCAUUUGUUCGUUUCUGCUAUCUGUGGGUUCUUGAAUCCAAAGUUUGUGGAGAAAAAGAGAAACCCAUUUUGGCAAAACGAAAAAAGAAAUGAAGAAAAUGAGUUUGUAGACUAUAGAGUAGAUAAAAGCUAAUAAACUAAGGGAAAAAGGAAAAAGGGGAUUAGAAAGCUUUUGUGUGUCGAUACUCCAUUAUCAGUAGAAAAGCAAACCGGUGAUACCCUUCUGGAUCUUCAUCUUUAUCCAACACCAUAAUCUCAAGGUUUUGGCUUGCUAUUAGCUUGGAGACUGCCUGACUCCAUUGGAGCUUGAAUUGAAUAAAUGAAAGGAGCUGUGCUAGUGGCUAUUGCUGCUUCCAUUGGAAACUUUCUACAAGGAUGGGAUAAUGCCACCAUUGCUGGGGCUAUGGUCUACAUCAAGAAGGACAUGGCCCUGAAAUCUUCAGUUGAAGGUCUUGUAGUGGCCAUGUCUCUCAUUGGAGCCACGAUCAUUACGACAUGCUCGGGACCAGUAUCGGACUGGCUCGGUCGACGCCCGAUGCUGAUACUGUCGUCGCUGCUUUAUUUUAUAAGUGGUUUGAUCAUGUUGUGGUCACCCAAUGUGUUUGUACUCUGCAUAGCUAGGCUGUUGGAUGGAUUUGGGAUUGGUCUUGCUGUUACUCUUGUCCCUGUUUAUAUUUCUGAGACUGCCCCAUCGGAUAUAAGAGGAUUGUUGAAUACUCUCCCUCAGUUUACUGGAUCGGGCGGCAUGUUCAUAUCUUACUGUAUGGUAUUUUAUAUGUCGUUGUUGGUCGCACCGAGCUGGAGGUUAAUGCUUGGAGUUCUUUCGAUCCCAUCUGUCCUCUAUUUUGUACUAACUGUAUUUUUCUUGCCCGAAUCUCCUCGGUGGCUUGUUAGUAAAGGAAGGAUGCUCGAGGCGAAAAAGGUUCUCCAGAGACUCCGUGGCAUAGAGGAUGUUUCAGGUGAGAUGGCUUUGCUGGUUGAAGGUCUUGGGAUUGGAGGUGAGACAUCCAUAGAAGAGUAUAUAAUAGGCCCUGCUGAAGAAUUUGAAGGAGAGACAGCUGAUCAGAAAGAUAAAAUCAAGCUAUAUGGACCUGGAGAAGGCCUAUCUUGGAUUGCUAAACCCGUCACGGGUCAGAGUUCUCUCGUGCUAGCAUCCCGGCAAGGAAGUUUGGUCAAUAAAAGUAUGGCUUUUAUGGACCCGCUCGUCACCCUCUUUGGUAGCGUUCAUGAGAAGCUCCCUGAGUCUGGAAGCAUGAUCUUUCCAAAUUUUGGCAGCAUGUUCAGCACGGCUGAGCCUCACCUGAAAAACGAGCAGUGGGAUGAGGAGAGCCAGAGAGGUGAUGACUACGCAUCAGAGGCUGCUGGGGUGGACUCGGACGACAAUCUGCAUAGUCCGCUGAUUUCACGUCAGACGACCAGCAUGGAUAAAGACAUAGUUCCCCCUCCUUCUCAUGGCAGUAUCUUCAGCGUGAGGCGUCACAGCAGUCUGAUGCAAGGAAAUGUCGAGGCAGUUGGCAAUACUGGCAUCGGUGGGGGGUGGCAGUUGGCUUGGAAAUGGUCCGAGAAAGGAGAGGAUGGAAAGGAGGGUGGAUUUAAACGUAUUUAUUUGCACCAGGAGGACAUUCCGGGGUCUCGACGUGGAUCUAUUCUUUCACUUCCUGGUGGAGAUGUUCAAGCAGAGGGUGAGUUCAUCCAGGCUGCAGCUUUAGUUAGCCAGCCUGCUCUUUUCUCUGAAGAUCUUAAACGUCAGCACCCGGUCGGCCCUGCAAUGGUCCAUCCAUCUGAAACCGUUUCAAAGACUCCCGUAUGGUCUGCUCUUCUCGAACCAGGUGUUAAGCAUGCUCUGAUCGUCGGAAUUGGAAUCCAGAUACUUCAGCAGUUUUCCGGGAUUAACGGAGUUCUUUACUACACUCCUCAAAUUCUCGAAGAGGCCGGUGUCGAAGUUCUGCUGUCAAAUAUGGGCAUUGGUUCUGAAUCUGCAUCAUUCCUGAUUAGUGCAUUCACAACUUUCUUGAUGCUUCCCUGUAUAGGAGUGGCCAUGAGGCUCAUGGAUAUUUCAGGCAGAAGGCGGCUCUUACUCGCUACACUCCCUGUCCUAAUAGUAUCACUCCUUGUUCUCGUCGUGUUUGAGCUUGUUACAGUGAGCUCUGUCGUCAAUGCAGCAAUCUCGACCAUAUGCGUAGUUGUUUACUUCUGCAUCUUUGUGAUGGCAUAUGGUCCAAUUCCAAACAUCCUUUGCUCGGAGAUUUUCCCGACAAGGGUGCGUGGCCUCUGCAUUGCCAUAUGUGCAAUGGUAUUCUGGAUUGGCGAUAUAAUCGUAACCUAUUCGCUGCCUGUGAUGCUUGGUGCAAUAGGUCUUGCUGGUGUCUUUGGCAUCUACGCAGUCGUGUGUGUAAUUUCAUGGAUUUUCGUCUACUUGAAAGUCCCGGAAACCAAAGGCAUGCCACUCGAGGUCAUUGCCGAGUUCUUCUCCGUCGGCGCGAGACAAGCUGUUAAAGGUGCUGAUAAUUGAGUUGAGUUGUGGAGGAUGCAAAUUGGCAGUCUCGAGUCGAAACAGAAACUUCAUCUGCUGCUUCCCAGUUUGGAAGUAUAUCUGUUCCUUGCUGCAUUAAGAAAGGAAGAACAGAAGGAACGCAUAGCAAACCCACAUUCUUUUCCUCUUUUGUAUUUUGCUUUAAAUUUAUGUAUUUUAUAUGCACCAAUGUACUGGAGAUUGUUACUGGUUUAGAUGCUUACAACCUGGUUUUUCCUCCUAAUCUUGUGAGGCUUUGGUUUGAUUUUUUCUAA